This is a messenger RNA of Coffea arabica (coffee), 1703 nucleotides long. RefSeq names its product UDP-glycosyltransferase 86A1-like. NCBI's taxonomy places the organism in Eukaryota, Viridiplantae, Streptophyta, Magnoliopsida, Gentianales, Rubiaceae. The record is from RefSeq and is a predicted model, not a curated record. Gene Ontology annotation, molecular function: quercetin 3-O-glucosyltransferase activity; quercetin 7-O-glucosyltransferase activity.
AAAUUCCUCUACCUUGCUCUCCCAGUGUUAAAUACAAGCAUGCAACUCCCUUCUCAAUUGUGACAAGCCAAAAAGCCUAGUAAACUAUCUACCUUACAAGAAAUGGGAGAGAUUCAACCCAAACCACAUGCCCUCCUGUUGCCUUAUCCUCUCCAAGGCCAUGUCAUACCUUUCAUUCACCUAGCCACAAAACUUGCAUCAAAUGGCUUCAUCAUCACCUUUGUUAUUACAGAAUCGAUACACCACCAAAUAACGAGAUCCAAAAACCAAACCAACCACUACAAAGAAGGCGGCAUCAACAUCUUCGCCGAAGCACGAAAAUCAGGGCUGGACAUAAGAUAUGCAACUGUGAGUGAUGGAUUUCCACUUGGAUUUGAUAGAUCACUCAACCAUGAUCAGUUCUUUGAAGGAAUUGUUCAUGUUUUCUCAGCUCAUGUCGAUGAAAUUGUGGGGAAGUUGGUUCAGUCUGACCCUCCAGUUAAUUGUCUGGUUAUUGAUACUUUUUACGUAUUUGCAUCACCAAUUGCCAGGAAGUAUAACCUUGUGAACAUUUCUUUCUGGACUGAACCAGCUCUAGUUUUCACUCUCUAUUAUCACAUGGACCUAUUGAGGAUAAAUGGUCACUACGAUAACUAUGAUAAACGAGAGGACAUCAUCACAUACAUACCAGGGGUGGAGUCAAUAAAGCCAACCGAUCUGACAUCUUAUCUUCAAACUGAUCCAACCACAGUGGUGCACCGGUUAAUCACCAAAGCAUUUGUGGAUAUUCGAAAUUCGGACUUUGUAAUAUCCAACACUAUAGAUGAACUCGAACCACAAAUAAUCUCGGUUCUACGAGAAAAUCAACCUUUCUAUUCAAUCGGACCAAUUUUACCCACCGGUUUGACCAAAAGUUCGGUUCCGGUGAGCAUGUGGUCCGAGUCGGACUGUGGCCCGUGGCUCGAUACAAAGCCUAAGGGCUCGGUUUUGUAUAUUUCCUUUGGCAGCUAUGCUCAUACUAGUAAACAUAACAUUGUGGAGAUAGCUCAUGGUUUGCUUUUAAGUGAGGUAAAUUUUGUUUGGGUUCUUCGGCCUGAUAUUAUAAGCUCAGAGGAAACCGAUUAUCUUCCAACCGGAUAUGACCGAUUGAUAGAAUAUAGUGGCAUGAUCGUGCCAUGGUGCUCGCAAGUUGAUGUGCUUUCUCAUCCAGCAGUCGGAGGGUUUUUAACGCAUUGUGGAUGGAACUCUAUAUUGGAGAGUAUAUGGUCUGGUGUUCCAAUGAUUUGUUAUCCAUUAUUGACCGAUCAAUUCACAAAUCGCAAAUUAGUGGUGGAUGACUGGAAAAUUGGGGUUAAUUUACACGAUAAAAGGUCGGUUACACGCGAAGAGAUUGCUGAGAAUAUUAGAUGUGUGAUGAGUGGGAAAUCUUCAGAUCGAUUUAAGCAAGAGAUCAAGAAAGUUAAGAAGACAUUGGAAAAUGCAUUAGCAAGGGGUGGUUCGUCACAGAAAAAUCUGAACCAGUUUACUAUGGAUGUGAAAAAGAAAAUUCGAAAGAAUCAAUAGUGGUUUGCUAUCAAGUUUGAAGAUCAAUCUUGAUUUGUUUAGCAUAGGAAUAAGGAGUCAAAAUUCGCCACUCCGACUUCCCAUUUAGUUUCUUGAACGGGUAUCCUUUGUAUUGAGUUUGUCAGGUCACUAUUUCAAAUUAGUAGUUUAUUUGGCGCAAA